Messenger RNA from Quercus robur (English oak), 1766 nucleotides. RefSeq names its product jasmonate-induced oxygenase 2-like. The coding region runs from base 569 to 1642 and encodes 357 amino acids. The record is from RefSeq and is a predicted model, not a curated record. The transcript has 3 exons. NCBI's taxonomy places the organism in Eukaryota, Viridiplantae, Streptophyta, Magnoliopsida, Fagales, Fagaceae.
AUCGCCAUCGAAACCGAUGAGCCAUGAGUUAUAAAUGGCUAAAUUGAUCCAAACUAUGUACUGAGUUGUAAUCUCCAUAGAGUCUACAUGAAAUCACCUCACUCUAUGUCGGCCUGUCAACCUCAACCCCCCAUACACACACACAACCAACAAUCAAUCUUUUUGCAUACAUACAAAUUAGACAGACAUUAUAACACGACCUGUACCUUCCUAUCCCUCACUGUUCACUCAUUCCCACACAUUCACACCUAUAAAACCCCCACAUAUUUCACGUUUCUCUUUCACGUCCAUUUCAAUUCCCACUAAUCCAACUCACCUCUCCUUUUAACUACCACUCACAAACUACGCCCAUCCCACCUCUCUCUCUCUCUCUCUCUCUCUCUCUCUCUCUCUCUCUGUGUCUCUCACAAAAUACUAAGAACUUGUCUGUUUUUUUUAUCGUGUUAUACAAUAACAACCAAUCUUUAGUCCCAAAAAAUUUGGAGUCAUCUAUCGCGUACUUAUAACUAAAUCUUCUUUAUAUAUAACAAGAUCAACCUUCGAAUUCCAGCCGACUAAAUUGAACAUCAUGAAUAGUCAUAUAGAUUGGCCUGAGCCAAUAGUUCGAGUCCAAUCCUUGUCUGACAGCGGGUUACCUGUGAUUCCUGAUCGAUACGUCAAGCCUCCAACUGAAAGGCCAGCCAUUAAGUCUGAUGGUAGCGAUGUCAAUAUCCCAAUCAUCGAUCUUCAAGACCUAUUAUAUGGUGAUGAUACCAUACUUGCUCAAAUAUCUGAGGCUUGUCGAGAGUGGGGAUUCUUCCAAAUUCUCAACCAUGGAAUCAGUCCUCAACUAUUGGACCGUGUUCGAGAGGUUUGGCGCGAGUUUUUUCACUUGCCAGUGGAGAUUAAGCAAUCUUAUGCUAACUCACCAAAAACUUAUGAAGGUUAUGGUAGCCGACUUGGUGUUGAAAAGGGUGCCAUUCUUGAUUGGAGUGACUAUUACUUCCUUCAUUUACUUCCAUUGAAGUUAAAGGAUUACAAUAAAUGGCCUGCUCUUCCGGCUGAUGCCAGGCAAGUGAUCGAUGAAUAUGGGAAGGAAGUAGUGAAGCUAUGUGGGAGGUUGAUGAAGAUUUUGUCUAUAAACCUUGGAUUAGGAGAAGAUAUUCUUCAAAAUGCAUUUGGUGGUGAAAAUAUUGGGGCAUGCCUAAGGGUGAAUUAUUAUCCUAAGUGUCCACAGCCAGACUUGACCCUUGGUUUGUCAUCCCACUCUGACCCAGGUGGCAUGACACUGCUCCUACCAGAUAACCAAGUCCCUGGUCUUCAAGUUCGCAAAGGCAACAAUUGGAUCACUGUCAAACCAGCUCGACACGCUUUUAUCGUCAAUAUUGGGGAUCAAAUUCAGGUUCUAAGCAAUGCAAUCUACAAGAGCGUAGAGCAUAGAGUGAUUGUAAACGCAGCACAAGAGCGAGUCUCCCUCGCUUUCUUCUACAAUCCAAAAAGUGAUAUACCAAUAGAGCCAGCAAAAGAGCUUGUGACCCCGGAAAAUCCUCCUUUGUACCCACCUAUGACAUUUGAUGAAUAUAGGCUUUUCAUAAGAAUGAGGGGUCCUUGUGGCAAAUCUCAGGUGGAAUCACUAAAAUCUCCUCGUGAUUGCAACAAAUAACACAGUUUUCUUCUCUGUAAAUUUCAUGUACAACAAUCCCUUUGUUGGUUAUUGAACUAAUUGUAUAUAGUUCAUCAAAAAAAUGAACUAAUUGUAUAUAAUAAUAAAGGGAUUUUUUUUUUUU